AACGUUGUAGGUUUGCUUGCAGGCUUGCAGCAGAAGAACCCCCACCUCUGUUUGCCCAAAACUAUUCCGUCAUUAUUUCUUCAAACGCUGCGUUUCGGUCGAUCUCUGAGCUCAAGGCCUCUUCCUUCCAGCUGUUGUGAAGCCAAUAUUGGACUUCAUCAACCUGCCUUAAGUGAUGGAAGUAUCAAAUUUUGCAAAAUGUUCAUCCCGAUAAAUCAAACGGGCAAGAACCAAAAUUCAUCACUUCAGUGGGGCCACUCCCAUUUCGGUCACUGGCUACCUUGUGUUCUUAGAGGCCAGUGCUCUGUUCCUACACAGCAGAAGGGACAUGCUGGGAAUUUCGUACGGGGAGUUCUUCCUCUUAAUUGGAGCCACUGCUGCCUUGGUUGGUCCUAAGGAUCUCCCUAUGAUUGCAAGAACAGCAGGGAGGUUAGCUGGUCGAGCAAUUGGCUAUGUUCAAUUGGCUCGCGGGCAAUUUGAAAAUGUCAUGCAACAGUCUCAAGCUCGCCAGGUUCACAAAGAACUACAAGAUACAAUGGCACAACUAGAUGCGAUCCGCUAUGAAAUCCGAAGUUUAUCUCUAAUGAAUCCUGGUCCUAUGACUCGAAGGUUGAUGGAGAAUUCUCUGGAGACUACUUCUCAUAGCAAUGACAAUGCUGUACCUGAGAAGCAGGAAGAGCAGAAGGCAAAAAAUGUGGAUCAAAGUUUCAAAACCUCAGGUUCAAUUAAUUUGCAUAGCCAAGCAACCGCCUUUGCAAAAUUGGCUGAAUCUGCAGCUCAGAAGACCGGCCCUUUGAUGAGCAGCGCAGAGAUGGAGAAGCUUGAUGAUGAAACUGGUCUUUUAGCUGUUCUUCCAGUCUCAGCUGAAAGUGCUGGUUUGCUACCAAAUCGUAAAGAUAGCAUGAAAGGGUCAGACAUUGUGUUGGAAGCAAUACUUGAAGCAGAAGUAGCACACAGUGCCAAAGAUUUCUUUUCACAGCCCCAGAAUCAAAUACUUGUGAAUAAAGAGGAUUCACAGGGUGGGAGAGAGUGAUCUUAUACCACGUGCACCUCCAUUUAUGAAUAUGAACAUCAGAUUAUGAACAUCAGGUUAUUCCACGUGCAUAACCAACACAAAUGAGUCAUCAAGUUUAUGAAUAUGAACAUCAGAUUAUGCUCAUGUAAGCCUGUUGCUGCAGGAAAGAUGGGUUUUGGAUGAGAUAAGAAGGCAAGUUGCAGGUUUUUGUCCAUGUGGUUUGCUCUGACAAAUCUAAUCAAACAGUCGAUCUUGCAGCGGGGGGAGGUGCUAUGUGGUCAAUCAGCAGAAUAACUUUGGAAUUUUUCAAAGAAAACGAGCAUGACGCAAUGCCCGUGUAAGGUUAUUUUGAGUACUGAGAGACCAGAAUUUGGAUGUGAUGGGAGAGUGACAAAUGCUGAGAGAGAGAGCUCUGCCCCACACAUGCAUAUGUGCAGUUGUGGUGGCCGGGACCGAAAUUGGUUCCUUGCGAAGGCCUUGUUAUGGGUGUGUAAACUGUCCAUCAGAACAUGAAUCUGAUUUCUGGUGGGGACCCACCAUUGUUCUUUUCAGGGACCUCCACCUUUACCACCAGAAUUACAGUUUAUUUAACCGUUAUUGCGAGUUGAAUCA
Messenger RNA from Vitis vinifera (wine grape), 1627 nucleotides. RefSeq lists its product as uncharacterized. The transcript has 9 exons. Bases 329 to 1033 code for a protein of 234 amino acids. Lineage: Eukaryota; Viridiplantae; Streptophyta; Magnoliopsida; Vitales; Vitaceae. The record is from RefSeq and is a predicted model, not a curated record.